This is a messenger RNA of Candoia aspera, 1183 nucleotides long. It is a transcript of the gene CIB2, whose product is annotated as calcium and integrin binding family member 2. Gene Ontology annotation, molecular function: magnesium ion binding; calcium ion binding. Gene Ontology annotation, cellular component: stereocilium; cytoplasm; cell periphery. The record is from RefSeq and is a predicted model, not a curated record. The transcript is spliced from 6 exons. Gene Ontology annotation, biological process: calcium ion homeostasis. Lineage: Eukaryota; Metazoa; Chordata; Lepidosauria; Squamata; Candoiidae. The coding region runs from base 560 to 1123 and encodes 187 amino acids.
UGGUCCCUCCCAGCAGCCUCUUCUAUUCACAUCAUCCAUAAUAUGGAUAGAUAACAUCUAUUUCGGCCAGUGGCCAGAUAAAACAGAAUUCUUCUCAUCUAUGCAAUAGCCUAUUGAUUCGCCGGCUUCUGCAAUAAAAUAAAAUGCUGCCACCGUGUGGCUGGAGACACGCCCGGCAAGAUGGAAUGAGCAAGAAGGAGCAUCUUCUUAGAUUUCCCUCGGGGCAUUUGAGAUCCGAGGCAGCCGAAAUGGUUUCUCCAGACCUCGCCGGCGCCUCCUCAGAUUUUCUCUCUCCAGCGAAGCCCUCCCGUCUGUUGCCCCCAAGGGACAAACCGGGGAGCGAAAAGAGCAUUCUCUGGGUGUGAUAGUCCAGUGGGAUUUUAACCCCUUUUUCCUUUCGGUCUGGCAGAAACGGCGGCCGCAGAUCUUUCGGUGCAGGUGCGAGGUUUUUUCCUGGGUCCGGCCACGUUGCACGCAGGGUCUCGAUGCCAGCAGGAGAGAGAGCCCCUAGGCCUUGGCAUGGGAUGCAUCUGCAGGCAGGAAGGAGCCUCCUUCUAAAAUGGGGAAUAAGCAGACGAUAUUCACGGAUGAGCAACUAGAUGCCUAUCAGGAUUGCACCUUCUUCACACGAAAGGAGAUCCUUCGGUUGCACGGCCGCUAUCACGAACUGGCCCCAAACAUGGUUCCCAUGGAUUAUACCAAGAAUCCAGAUGUGAAGCUCCCUCUGCAGCUCAUUGAAAACAUGCCAGAGCUAAAGGAAAACCCUUUCAGGGAGAGAAUUGUCCACUCUUUUUCAGAGGACCCCGAGGGAAGCCUCAGCUUUAACGACUUCGUUGACAUGUUUUCUGUCCUUAGUGAAACGGCUCCCCGGGAGCUAAAAGCGAUCUAUGCCUUUAAGAUUUAUGAUUUUAAUACCGACAACUUUAUUUGCAAAUCUGACCUGGAGCAAACUCUGAACAAGUUGACAAAGGAGGAGCUGACGGAGGAGGAAGUCAGCCUGGUGUGCGAGAAGGUCAUCGAGGAAGCCGAUGUGGAUGGCGAUGGGAAGCUUGGAUUUUCCGACUUCGAAAACGUGAUUUCCAAAGCUCCAGAUUUUCUCAGCACCUUCCACAUACGAAUCUGAAGGCGGCGUCGGGGCUGAGCCACCGGAAGCGAAUUUGACCCCUGCCUUUCGAGCCUCGGG